GACUAAAGAAACACGUCCAGCCCUGGUUUCACUGAACAGGGAGGAUCUUUCUGCAGCUUCAUUAAGGGAAGUGACUGAUGCGGAAGUGUUGAGGCUGACAGGCUGCCCAUAGACUGGCAGGAGUGUGAUGGUUGCUCAGCGGUGCCGGGUCAGAAUGCUGAAGCUGGUAGGUGGCUUGUUACUUGCUGGGCUUUUGACACAUAUUCUGAGCUGGUAUAGCACAGCUGGACGCCGGGCUCACUUACAGCGUCGCCACUUCAUUAAUGACAGAGGACCUGUGCCUGGAGCGGAGCUCAACAAUCUCUUCUGGGCUGUGCAGGUGACUGAUCUCCAUGUGUCUAAAUUUCUGGAUCCUGCAAGAGUUUCAGAGUUUGAAGCCUUCUGCAACGAAAGCCUUUCUGUCAUCAAUCCUGCCCUAGUUCUAGCCACAGGUGACCUCACUGAUGCCAAGACCAAGGAUAGACUGGGCUCAGACCAAUUUGAGGACGAGUGGAAGGUUUACAAUUCUGUUUUAAAAAAAUCGGGGAUCUUGAAGAGAGCAAAAUGGAUUGAUAUAAGGGGAAACCAUGAUUCUUUUAACAUCCCAGACUUAAGAAGCAUGAAGAACUUCUACAGGAAAUAUUCAGCUUGGCAAAAAGAAGGUUCCUUUCAUUAUGUCCAUAAUACUCCCUUUGGAAAUUACUCCUUCAUUUGUGUCGAUGCUACACUCACCCCAGGCCCAAAGCGGCCGUACAACUUCUUUGGUAUCAUUGAUAAGAAUCAAAUGCACACACUUUCCAGACUGGCUAUGGAAAGCCUCUACAGCAACCAGACAGUGUGGUUUGGCCACUACCCCACUUCUACCAUAGUGUCUGCCUCUCCUGGGGUCCGGGCUGUAAUGAGUUCAGCUGUGGCAUAUAUGUGUGGGCACCUGCAUACUCUGGGAGGUAUUGCACCUACUUUGCACAGUCAGCACACUCAAGGAACCCUCGAGCUGGAGCUUGGAGACUGGAUGAAAAAUAGAAGAUACCGCAUCUUUGCCUUUGAUCACAACCUCUUCAGCUUUGUGGACCUAGUGUACAAUGAGUGGCCAGCAAUCCUCAUUACUAAUCCCAAGUCUGCCCUCUACACUAACCCUGCUCAGGAACCUACAAGACGGAUUCUGCAUUCUACUCAUAUCAGGAUCCUGGCAUUCUCUACCAGUCCUAUCACUUCAGUCCAUGUUAAAAUAGAUGAAACUGAUUUGGGUGAGGCUUCCCUGUCAUCUGGCCCACUGUACACUUUAAAAUGGAACCCUGAUAACUACCAGACUGGGAUUCAUAAGAUCACUGUUGUAGUCCAGGAUGCAAAAGGGAGAAGCCAAACAAGGAGCCACUUGUUCAGUCUGGAAGAUAACAUAUCUCUAAGCUUUAGUUUGAUCCCGUCUUUAAUUCUUCUUACCGAUCACUACAUUUUGGCACAAGUGCUGUUCUUCCUCUUGGUGCUGAGCCAAAUCAUCCUGCUUAUUAUUUUCAGGUACAAGAGACGACCAUCCCUUAGGGGCCCUCAAGGAUUCAUUGGGCUGACGUCCUUCUCUGUGCAUGUACUGUGCAAAACUAAUCUUUUCUACUACUCCGUGCUGCUGCUCACCAUAUACACCGCAGUGGGCCCCUGGUUUGUUGGUGAGAUUAUAGAUGGCCAUGUAGGAGUCUGCUUUGCCUUUGGAGUCAUUGUUGGUGGAAAUUUCACUCAGGGGAGCCUAACUUACUUUGUUGGAAUAACACAGAUGGUAUUUUUUAACAUUCCAAUGAUGGCUUACCUGUGCUGGUGCCUACUGCUCCGAUGUAAAGGCCAUGGAUUCUGCUCCCAUAUCCGUCACAGCAGAAAAAUUGUGUGCCUCCCCAUCUAUCUGUUCCUGAUUAUGGUUUUUGCAUGGCAAGUGUACUCCUGCGUCUUCCUGGCACUGACCUACGGGACCUUAGCAGCCUUCCUCUCACCAAUGAAGCUAUGGCUGGUGGUGGCUACUGUGGUCAUGGGCAGAAAAGUGUGGAGGUUUAGCACCCCUGAACUCAGAUCCUAUAUCAUAGAACUUAAAAACUGUCAGAGCUCCUGACAAUAAAACAGAAUUGUGCUUUGGCAGAUAUUUUAAUCCCUAGUGGUGGUAACUGCUGAAAUGUAAACUGUUUUAUAAUUCCUAAAGGUGUGCCUUGUGUACAGGUAGGUUAUUCCCUUUGAAAAGGCCUGCACUCAGGCAGUUACACCACCACAAACUGGUCAGUACAUAACAGGAUGUGUUUGUAUUGUACUUUAGACCACUCUGGCCUUCAGCCACUGCAGCUUUAAUUCUGUAUUGGACACUGAUGAUUCACCCUGCUGAAGCUGCUACAAUGUUCCCUUCCAGUAUCAAUCACAUAACCCUGCAGUGGCUGAAGACUGGAGUAGGCCUAUUGGCAGCUAUAAACAUUUUGGGUUUUUUUGGGGGGGGUUUGAAAUGAUUUUUAAAGAUAAAAAAUGGAAAUAGGCUAAAAUGUGGUUGACAAACAUCAGCCUUUCAGUUUUAUGCUGAUACACAUUCCUUACAUUAAAGAAUGUGGGUCAGAAAUGCAUUAAGUGAAAAUCGCCUAGAUCGGGUGUGUAUGUUAAUUGCUAGAAGCACUGAAAUUUUUGAGUACACUGGAAUGUGAUUCUUAAAUUGUAGGACACUUGAUUUACCUCUGUAGCCAGUACUAAACAGUCAGCCUAAAGGUGGCCAUACAUUGUAAGAUCUUCUCCCAAUAUGCCCACCUAGGGCCAAAUGAUGGAAUUAGAAUAACGGGCAUAGGCAUUGUCGGUUUGGGGACUGCAUUAACGAGCCGAUGCGGUCCCCAAUCCAAUGUAAAAAUUAAACCUGCCCGAAUGCAAUCUAGCUGAUUUCAGGUAAGAGAGGCCCGCCUAAAGGAACAAUGUUGGCAGCUAAAAUCGUGUAUGGCCACCUUAAGGUCUGUACUUAGGUUUGGUGCCUCCCUAAAUGGCCUGCUGUACUGUAUAUGCACAAUCACAGGUUGAGCAGGUUUUUUUUCCUCAAAUUUUUUUUUUUUUUUUUAUCAUAUAGCCACCCAGUGGCUGCUGCUUUAAAGCUGCAACCCUAGACACAGGCCCUUGGGUGCCUAGAUGGUAAAAACAAUGCUGGUCAGCCAAUAAAAGCUCUAAGUUAUUCAGUAUAUUUAUAUCUAAUAUAUAUAUAUAUAUAUAUACACAUGUCAGAGAACAACAGUAGCAUUUAGAAAUCACAUCUGGAUUUGGUCCAUUUUCACUUGCAGAAGCAUGUGUUAGGCCUCAGAGCCUGCUUAUUACUGCUAAUGACAAACAUUACAUAAAUGUUAUACUGCACCUAGUGAUACUCAGGCCAUUUGGUACAGUAACUUGUACAAAAUAUUUAAGUUGCUGAAGUUUACAGUUCUUGAAUGUAAUAGUAUAGUUUUACCACUGCAUUAUAUAGAAUCAUUACAGAGAUUUAUAAAUCAGUAUUUCUGAAUUAAAAAACAUAUGAAACAAAAA
Molecule: messenger RNA, 3495 nt
Organism: Xenopus tropicalis (tropical clawed frog)
Lineage: Eukaryota; Metazoa; Chordata; Amphibia; Anura; Pipidae
Gene: tmem62
Product: transmembrane protein 62
Exons: 14
Coding region: 128-2071 (647 amino acids)
Molecular function (GO): hydrolase activity
Source: RefSeq, a predicted model, not a curated record